GAAAAUUUUUAAAAAUGCUGGAGAUAUUAAAGAAAAUGGAAUCAAUAUGCCAAUGGACACGGAUCCAGCUACUGGAAAAUUGACUUCUAAAGGAUAUCUCUUCAUUGAAUUUGAAACACCCGAACAAGCAAGUUUGGCUAUAAAAAAUUAUGAUAAUUAUUCAAUGGAUAAAACACAUUGUCUUGCUGUAAAUAGAUUUACAGAUGUUGAAAAAUAUUCACAAAUUGAAGAAGAAUACAAAGAACCUGAAGAAGAAAAAUUUGUUGAAAAAGAACAUUUAAGAAGCUGGCUUACUGAUUCGCAAGCACGUGAUCAAUUCGUGCUUUACCGUGGAGAUGAUGUGAGCAUUUUAUGGAAUAAGAAGGCUGAACCUCCAGAAGAAGAGCAUAAACGUGUCAAUUGGACUGAAACAUAUGUUCAAUGGUCACCCUUGGGAACUUACUUAGCUACAUUUCAUC
Molecule: messenger RNA, 458 nt
Organism: Funneliformis caledonium
Lineage: Eukaryota; Fungi; Glomeromycota; Glomeromycetes; Glomerales; Glomeraceae
Source: the annotation of a GenBank genome assembly